Molecule: messenger RNA, 1121 nt
Organism: Octopus sinensis (East Asian common octopus)
Lineage: Eukaryota; Metazoa; Mollusca; Cephalopoda; Octopoda; Octopodidae
Product: transmembrane protein 107-like
Exons: 5
Coding region: 257-679 (140 amino acids)
Biological process (GO): protein localization to ciliary transition zone; non-motile cilium assembly
Cellular component (GO): MKS complex
Source: RefSeq, a predicted model, not a curated record
AAUUUCCAAAACACGCAGGUUGUAAGUUGAAGAUUUGGCAGCCACUUCUAGCAGGGCCAAUGAUCAUGAAAAGCGCUCAGAGUAGUCUCCCUUGUCUGAAGCUCUUGUAUACCUGGCGGAAUCCAUUGUUUUCAGCGGUAGCUGUCUCCUUGGCAACGCGUAUCUCUGCUGUCGACAUUCUUCGGAAUCUGAACGCAUUUAUUGUUUUUUUAUGUUAUACUAGCUUCUGCUAAGACUGCUGUUGCAAGAAGCAAACAUGAAUCAAUUGUCUUAUGUUAUACCUGCACGGUUUCUCAUUUUGGUUGCCCACUUCAUUGCAGUGGUGAUGAUUACAUUAUCCAGGGAGCGAAAUGUAAUGGAAUCUCUGCCUCUAAGUUAUACAUCAGAGGAGUACAGCAGUAAACAAACAGAAUUUGUGGUUGCACUCAGCCUAUCGUAUGUGAUGUUUACCUGUGAAUUCCUUGGAUUCCUCAGUGGUACAACCAUGUUCAUUGGUUCCCAGUGUAUAUUUUCUGCCAUAACCCAUGGCAUUGGUGCUAUCGUCUCAGCUUCCUUCAUCCUCCAGUCGAGUAUUGUCUUCUUCUAUUGGUUCAUUUUUGGAUUCUGCAGUGUCUUACCGACGUUUACAGAAGUGUUAACUGUUUUUGGGGUUCACUGUUUCCACAGGGGGCUUUACUGAGUGUGUGCAGCUACCACUGUAUCGCUGGUGGCGACGAUGAUUGUGAUAAUGAUGGUGACAUCUUAAGUUGGUAGUAACGGUGAUAGUGAUAGUAAUAGUUAAAUAAAGAUGGUGGUAGUGAUGGUGGUGGUGAUGCUGGUAGUCAUGACAACAAUGAUCAUGACUAUAGGCAUACAAACACCCACUCCCCCCUCUCUCUCACGCACACACAUACACACACACACACACAUUGGGCACAAAUAUGACUGUGUGGAUAAGCAGUUUACUUCUCAAUCACUUAACCAUGUGGUUUCAGGUUCAGUCUUACUGCACAGCAUCUUCUACUGAGUAAAUUCUGCAGACAGAAACUGAAAGAAGCCCAACCCAUUAUGUAUAUAUAUAUAUAUAAUACAAAAUUAGAAAAUGGAGGAAUAGAUUUCUUUCAAUCAUCAACUACUAGAUA